Molecule: messenger RNA, 9978 nt
Organism: Pocillopora meandrina
Lineage: Eukaryota; Metazoa; Cnidaria; Anthozoa; Scleractinia; Pocilloporidae
Source: the annotation of a GenBank genome assembly
CGAGCCUUGCUGUGCCAUCGUAUUUUGGCUAUCACUCUAGACCGUCCUUGCUUCGAAGAGCUGACCUGACCUUCCCUUGCGGAACAGAUAUUUUAUUGAAAUUUACAUUUAAGGACUCCUCGCCCAAUAUAAAGAGAUCUUUUUAACUCAGAAUGUGACGGCUUAGAGGGGAAAAAAGAACAUGGCGUUUUGUUGCAGCGUGCUUCGGAGAUCACUACCGACUGACCUCUCUCACCGUAAGUAGCUCGCGAUUGGGUUGAUGGCAGCUUCGUCUAUUUCUGUAGGGACUUGCAGAACAAACUGCUGUAAUUGUCACCAUGGAUAACAAUUCUAACGGAGAUUUAGACGAUGAAAGUGUUCCGGAUACCUUGAAACCUCCGCCACGCUCAAAGUCUCGAACAAAGUCAGUGGACGAGCUUGUGGCACAUUUAGAGGAACAGAACAGGUGAGUCUUCACUAGACAGGAUUGCUGUGAUUUAUUACAUUCCUUUCUUGUGUGAAUAAAAUGACAAGAAUUUAAAAGGUGUGUAACUGAUUAAUAAAAUUUUCGAUGUUUAUUUCACCCUUGAUAUUUCAAGAUAUACUGUUUGAAAGUUAUUGCUACAGAGUAUGUGACUAUGUACAUUGAAUUACAAUAUCAGAGACGCUUUUUAACCUUUAAUCGAGGCUAAAGAAUUUUUGCCCCUCUACAUCGAAAACGAGAGGUCUCAGAAGCAUAAUUCAUCUUUCUACCCGAAGAUUAUUCAUUUCACUUUUGUUUCAUCGUUGUGGGCUUUUCUGGUAAGCUCUUGUUAAUAUUCUCGUGACUUUAUUUCCGGCACAUGAUACUGUUUCUUAAGCGGCCAAAAUACUGCGUUAAGUUAAAGUAAAGACAUGUCAAAGGAAAGGAACCUUUCAAAUAAUGAUAAUAUGUUUUUGGAGCUGACACUUUAAAGUCUACAUGCUCUUAAAGGUAACUAAGUGAACGCUCUAGUGAAUCGUUAAUUAGAUUAACAAAUAACUCAGUCAAUUGGUUCAAAAUUUGCAUAUUAUUCGAUCGGAAAUAUUACAGCUGUGUGAAAGGGCUAUAUUGUAUUGGUUUUUGUGUUGGUUUUUGUGUUGUGUGAUCAAUUCACAAACAGUAACUUUAAAGAGAAUUAAUAUGAAGUCAAGAUAGAUCGUUAUGUGGCCUUGGUAAAGAGUGUGUGCUCAUAAAUAUUAAUCAUUUUUUAUCAUGGGGAAAAGGGAUUUCUGAUGGGUGACAGGAUAUAAUCUGACAGCUGUAGCAUAACAAAUGUUAAUUUUGAUUUAAUAGAUCUUUAUUCAAUUUUGUGAUCAUUUGUUAUUUUAUUUUAUCAUUGCAUGCAAAUUUGUGUUAAUUCAAAUAUUUUAUUUUCCGAGCUCAGUUUAAAAUAAAUCUUAAAAAUGUCACUUCCUAUGAUCUUUACCCUGUGCAAAAAAUUUCUUGAAAAUGUCAUUUGCCUGUAAGCACUGAUGGGACCAACCAAUUACCACUUGCUCAGUUUUGUUUUACCCAAUGUAGGGCCCUUAACCUUCUUAUGAUUAUUUUAUGAAAAAAGGAACAAAUAUUUGAAAAUGGUAAACAUGUGAAAUACUAGAGAAAAGUUUUGAAAAAAUUGUCUUUUUGAUCCUUCAAAAUUUCAUUUUGGCUUUAUUGUGCAGAACCACUAUUUUGAAGCUACUGCAGAAGAUAAAUUUACAUAUUUGAAUUACAUUUAAGCAAAUUAGAUGGAAAGUAAAUUUUAAAUUGUGUUACACCCCAGAUUUAUUUUUUCAGCGGCCACAAACCUUUUGAGCAUGCAUGCAUGCUAAAUACCUUGAAUAGAAUGUUUUAAAUGCUUCAAUGUCUGAAACCUUGGUUUGAGUGAAACCUUCUGUAAAUAACCAGCCCUCAGUGUUGUAAGUGCUUUAGUGUCUCAUACCAUGGUUUGAAUGAGACCUUGUGUAUAUUCAAGCAAAUUAUAUGGAAAGUAAAUCUCAAAGUGUGUUACACCCUAGAUUUAUUUCCUUGGCAGCCAUGAACCUUAUGAGCUUGCAUGCAUGCUAAAUACCUUGAAUAGAAAUUUCAGGUCUGAUUAUUUUAAACAAAGUUAAGCCACAAUCCUCAGUCAAGCCAAACCUUCUAUGUGAACAUUUAUUAUUGUGAACAGUGUAAAGAGGACUGAAAGCUAACAGUGUAAAGACAUUUAUUUAUUUAUUCAGUCAACUUUUUUAUAGAGAAUGCCCACUGAUUUCUUGAAACCAUUGUUUGGGUUAGACUUACUCUAAAUAAUCAGCCUCCGGUGUUUUAAGUGCUUUAGUGUCUGAAACCUUGAUUUGAGUGAAACCUUCUGUUAAUAACCAGCCCUAUGUAUUUUAAGUGCUUUAGUAUCUUAAACCAUGGUUUGAGUGAAACCUUCUGUAAAUAACCAGCUCCUAGUGUUUUUAUUUCUUUAGUGUCUCAAACCUUGGUUUGAAUGAAACCUUUGGUAAAUAACCAGCCCUCAGUGUUUUAAGUGCUUUAGUGUCUCAAACCUUGUGUAAAUAACCAGCCCCCAGUGUUGUAAGUGCUUUAGUAUCUCAAACCAUGAUUUGAGUGAAACCUUCUGUAAAUAACCAGCCCCCAGUGUUUCAAGUGCUUUUAAUUAGUAUCUUAAACUGUGGUUUGAGUGAAACCUUCUGUAAAUAACUAGCCCCCAGUGUUGUAAGUGCUUUAGUGUCUCAAACCAUGGUUUUAGUGAAACCUUCUGUAAAUAACUAGCCCUCAGUGAUGUAAGUGCUCUAGUGUCUCAAACCAUGGUUUGAGUGAAACCUUCUGUAAGUAACCAGUCCUCACUGUUUUAAGUGCUUUAGUAUCUUAAACCAUGGUUUGAGUGAAAUCUUCUGUAAAUAACCAGCCCUCUGUAUUUUAAGUGCUUUAGUAUCUCAAAUCUUGGUUUGAGUGAAACCUUCUGUAAAUAACCAGCCCUCAGUGUUGUAAGCAUGUUAGUGUCUCAGUCACCUUGGUUUGAAUGAGACCUUGUGUAAAUAACUAGCUCUCAGUGUUUUGUGUGCUUUAAUGUGUCAUCUUUAACGUAUAAUGUACCACAUUCAUUUAGGAUUAUUUCAUGAGGAUAACAGUACAAAUUUAUCCCUUCAUUAGGUUGUUAAGCAGUGAUUCUAAGGCACUGACCACCAUUCCAGAUGGAGCGUCUCCAAGCCUUGCCAAAAAGAGAUGGUCAGCUUGCAGUGCAGGAAGUAACUCUCUAGAUGCUACAAGUGACAGUCCAGAGACACCAGACAACUAUGAUGAGGUGUGUGGUGAAGCAGACACUUAUCACGAGUGGGGACAACUCAUUGGUAAUUGGUCUGAUUCUCAGAGGAAGAAACCAAAGGUUAUCAGAGAUAUGGUUAGGAUGGGCGUUCCAAAUGCACUGCGUGGAAUGGUAUGGCAGUUGCUCUGUGAAGCUAGUGAUUCCCCUCUUAGAGAACAGUACCCUCAGCUCAUAAAGGUUAGUUUCAGUCACCAGUAAUGUGAAUGCAGCACUUGGCAAAUUUCCUGUAAAUGUACAGCAUAUGUAUCUUGUGUUUUAGUGGUGAUAGAUAGAUAAUUUCAUUUUAUUGAUAAUUAAGGGAUUUGAAACAACUCUUUAACUUUAUGUGGCUUAUUGACAUUUUUCAAACAAUUUUUAGUAAUAAAUAUAUUUUAGGACUUUUGAAUUACAAAAAGAUUUUUCAUCACAGCACGCUGUAUUCAGAGUUAGAUGUUUUAGGUAACAUCAUUCUGUUGGCAAGCCACAACUAUUAGCUUAAUUUCUUUUUAAAAUUGAUCAAUAAAUAUUAGUUUUCGAAGAAGUUUCCUUCGAUUUUUUUGUUUUGUCACCUAAUUUCAGAGCAACUCAGCAUGUGAACGGAUGAUCAAACGAGAUAUUGCUAGAACCUUUCCUGAUCAUUCAUUCUUUAAAGAUAAGGAUGGCAUUGGUCAAGGAACUCUUUAUAAUGUUAUAAAGGUAAACCAGUAAAUUUUAAGCAAUUUCAGCUAUUAAUCCCUUUAUGCCCUAACUUAGGUAUGCUCUAUACUGUUCUCUUUACAUUUCUUAAGGUUCUGAAAAGGAGAAUUUGUUUAACAGUCAAGACUUCUUUAGUUGUUGAUCAUUUCCUUUAUUCUCAUGACCUUAAUGUUUUAUUCAGGGGCGAUAUUGUGAGGAGAAAUUAGAUGCCAGUCACUCUUAGGGGUCAAUAGGUUAAUUAUUGCCCAGUAUUUAUGGUUCUAUGUAAAUUUGAGACUUAUUAUAAAUUAAAUAUGUGCUUCAAUCAUGAUUCUAGUGGAGGUUUACUGGUCAGAUAAUUAAAUUUCAUGUUUCCUGUGCAUAAAUACGAGUUUAAAAAUUUUGGAUGAAUUUUUUUGGAACUGCUAUUAUUGUUUCCACAUUUUACUUACACUUUCCACUACAUGUACAUAAUUUAAAGUAGAGGAUUUGGUAGAGCUUGAAGGAGUACUAAGUUUUUUUUUUUCAUUUGAAUUAGGCAUACUCUGUUUGGGAUAAAGAAGUGGGAUAUUGUCAAGGUAGUGCAUUCAUAGUUGGCAUAUUGCUUAUGCAGGUGAGGACGUUAUGAAAUAAAUCUUUAGUUUUGUUUGCUUUUGAUUGUUUUUUAUCAUAUGUUUCAUCUUUGUACAAAAAUAAUGUUAAUUUUCCUAUUUUUUCUGUUUUAGAUGCCUGAGGAAGAUGCAUUUUGUGUAUUUGUUAAGCUCAUGCAGGAAUAUAGAAUGAGAGAAAUUUUCAAACCUACAAUGGCUGAGCUAGGACUUUGCAUAUUUCAGCUGGAAAGCAUGUUGCAGGUUUACUAAAAUUAUUUUCAUUAACACAAUUGGUUGGUUUAUUUUCUUUCACAUCAAAGAGAGGCGAGUAUGAUAAUACAAUCAGCACUGUAGUGUGUGUACUUCACCUCUGGUACCACACUAAUAGCUGGGAUAAAUUUGCAUGCUCAUGUUAUUUUGCAUUACACAGUCUAGCUGUCUGUUUCUUAUUUAAAUAACCCUCUUUCUACCUUUCAGGAACAUCUUCCUCUUCUGUUUUCACAUUUUCAAGCCCAGGUAUUUCCAAUUUCAGAAUAUUAUAGUACUGUACUUUUUUGUUUUUGGAAUGUGGAUAUUAAAAUGCCUCGUUAACCACAAGUUUAGAACCUUGUUUAGACAUUUGUAAACAUUUCUGUAUUUUCCCUAGUAGUCAAACAAGCUCAUGCCAUAUCCAGCUUGGACAAGGUUACUUUUUCCAGCAAGCUCCAUUAACCCUUUUAACUCCCAUGAGUGACCAAAAAAGAAUUUCUCCUUACAAUUUCUAUACAGUAUCAAGCCGACAAGUGAUGAGAAUAAAGAAAAAUAUCAAUUAGGGGUUUAUAAGUUGAUGCAAUACCAAAUUCUCCAAACAAACAUCACAAGAACUGUAUGGCAGACAAUAAGGAGAAUUACUAAUGAGAUCUUGGGAGUUAAAAGGUUAAGCUCCCUCUGGAAAGUUUUUCCUUUUGACUUGACAAAUGACGUUUCCAUAUUGUUUGCUUCAUGUACAACUAUAAUUUUGGACAGUGCCAGAUAUCUGUUUUUUAAAAAAAAGAAAACAAACAAACAAACAAAAAGAAAACAAAGACAGUAGUAAUUUAGAGAGACUAGCCUAUGUCUUCAAUACUUUCUUUGACACCAGGGAUUCCAUACAGCCAUGUAUGCUUCAUCAUGGUUCUUGACGCUUUUUGCCUCUGUAUUUCCUCUGAAUGCAUCAUUCAGAAUCAUGGAUGUCUUCAUUUGUGAGGUGAGAGGUGAUAAAUGAUUGAAGAAUUUUCAAUUAUCAAAUAUUUCGCUUUUAGAACGUUUGCUCAUACAAGCAAGUCAAUUUACCCACUUUCAAGCCUACCAAGAACAAAGUCAGUGUAACUGUAUUCAAGCAUUUCUGCGAUAUAGACUCUUUAAAAGUAUUGGUUACUUUUUCGUUUAGGGAAGGGAAGGUCUGUUUCGUGUUAUCAUGGCAAUGCUCACCCUUGGUCAAGAUGAGAUACUUGAACUUGAUAUGGAAGGAAUGCUGAAGGUGAGUCAACCAGCCGUGCAUUGGGUGCUCAGGUGAUAAUGGUAGUAAAAUUUGGUCUUAAGACUCUUAGCUGUCCAUGAUAGAGAACAAAAGAAAAGAAGCUGUUAGCUCUCAGUCUUUUAAUGCUGGUCGACAGCAAACGACUAAUUUGAAUUCUGGUCAAUAUUCUUGAUGUAAAUCAGCGCUUUGGAAACGAAAGGUCCGUCACUUUUUGUUGUGCCUUUAUCACUUAGCUGCCGAUCGUUCAAGAGUAGGAUUUGUACAUUCUGUUUCGAUGAACUUGUUCCAAUUGGCGAUGGAAAUAAACGCCCAGGUUUAAUAAUUGUCACUUGUCGCCCAACUGGAAAAAUUUUAAUUCGGACCCUGCCUUAUUAGGUCUCUUUGGCUUGGCAAGGCCGAUGGGAUGGCUCUGAGUCCCAACAUAGAAAAAGUUAGAAAGACAGGUUUUGAUAAAAUCGUUAGAUGUUGCUGAGAAGACGUUAUUGUCAUCUGUAUGUAUCCUCAUCUUGUCACCUCAGCCACUGAAAUCUUACAGUUGUACCAUUAUAACAACCGGUAUCAAAGUUGAUUGUUUCAUUUUAUCUUCCUUCUUCCUAAUCAGUAUUUUCAAAAAACUAUGCCAGACAAGUACGAAAAGGACAUGAAUGUUCUGAUGAAAGCAGCUGCCGAAGCCAAAGUGAGCACCAAGAAAUUAAAAAGGUACAUCCACUGGCAGCUGUGUCGACCUUAAUAACUUGUAAACUACUGAACUUCCCCUGCCCACUCCCAUUGGUGCCCUGGAUAUUCAUAUCAGACGCUCGCUUAGUCUAUAGUGGUGCGUCAAUCCAAUUCCUUUCGCGCGUUUAUGUUUUAGGCUGGAGAAGGAAUACACGCGGGUAAAACACAAAGAAGCAGAAGACAACGAAGAACUACGACGAUUGAAGACUGAAAAUAGACUGCUGCUUCAGAGAAUCGACGAACUGGAGAAGGUCAGUGCAGUUCGGAUGUGUACUUGCAUAUAUGAUAACAAUAGGCUAACUUAGUCACUUUACAAGUAACUUUGUUUUUCUUCGCGUCCAUUAUCAAUGUUGGAAGUUGCAUUGGGUUACUGAAAUUUUACUUCCGAGUAAUGACGACAAAUUUUUACUAAAUCUGAGUAACCUUUUGAUUUUCCUGUCCAAUAGGAGAGUGCCAAUUUAGCAGACAGAUUGAUACAGGUAACGGCUCUUUUUGGUUGAGUGUGAUCUUGAUAAAAAUUAGGUUGUUAUGCAUUUUCCCACAGCUUGGGACAAAGACAAAGACCGAGAAUCAGUGUCAGUAUCAAUAAUUUCAGGCAAACACUACUAUAUGUAUUUGUGAAGAUGGUUAAUCCUAAGGAUGUUUGGUAUUAGGUACGAUCUCUGAAAAAAAAAAACGUUUUUGUACUAUUGCUCACGGUUACAUGUAACUAAGUUUCAAAUGAAUUUUCGUCACAUUUUUCUAUUGCCGUUGUGGCAAAGUGUGCUUGACCAGAUCUUUCACUUCCUACCAUUUAUCAAUUUUAGGGUCAAAUAACUCGAGCGCAGGAGCAAGAAGAAAUUUACGGUCUAAAACGAGAUCUUGUUGUUUUGAGAAGACACGAUAAUGCAACUGCUGCUGCACUUUUAGAAGCCAACAGACGAAUAGAAGAACUAUCCAUGUUUAAGGUACUUUAAUGUCUGUCGAAGCUCUGAUUUCGUUAGCUUUCUGUACCUUUCACUGAAAAGAGGACAUCACUAAUACGCGAAAGGUAAUUUCGUCCAAAAAAAAUUGUACCUUUGAUUUUGUAUUCAGGCGCUAUUGCUCGCUUAGAGAUUAUUUAAAUGUGAAUGGCCUAUCGCUUAAAAACGCGAGAAAGGAAUGAAAUCGUCGUGCAAAACAAAGAGAGUUAAUUGCGGAGAAACAAAAAUUACAGAGAACGUAUAUUGGUCUUAAGUGGUCAGACCUCUGUGCUUCAGAUCGUAAUCUGAAGCGAGUCGUGAGUUUUUCGUUGUACAUGAAUGGGCAUACCUACCUUUCGGUGUACAGCAAAUCCUCCUUUUCCCAAAUUUGUUUGGUCAAAAUGGGAGAACACUGUAACUCCUUUUCUUGUUUCUCUUUCCAUCUAUGAUUUUAGAGUUGCAAAAAGAACGCGGCCAACCUUGAACUCACCCUCACUCUAUUCGCAUAUUUCCCAACAGAAUCACAUAAUCAAUGAGAUGAGCGGGCGACAAGAUGCCUCUCCUCCCUCCCCACGGGACGUCAAGAUCAUUGCAUUGGAGGCGGAACUGGAAGAGUACAAAAAGAGAGAAUCCAAAACAAACCAAGUGCUAAAUGAACUGACGAGGAGGUCACGAGAUUUAGAAAAUGAGGUUUGUUUUUAAGGGAUAUUGCAUAGGGUAAUAAACAGGGAGAUAAAGGUGCAUUUAGGUUGUCAUCAAAGUAUUACUAUCUCAGUCGCAGCGAUGAGUGCUGCAAAGUUAUCAAAUCGUACAAAGCAGACAAAACACUUGUUCACGAUUGGAAUCAAAAGAAUAAAGUAAACUUUACAAGCAUGAAAAAAAGAAUUAUAACAUAGCGCGCGUGCUUGCCCAAUGUAACUCCUAUUGAGCCGCAACGAACAAAAUCUUUAUUUACGCACGCCCGUGCGUAAAUAAGAUGACGUGAGCAUUUUUUGUUCAUUGUCGCUCUGUUCAGUAUAAAAGAAUUUGCUCAUGCUUUUAGCUAGAAUACCCACGAGGUCUUUUAUUUGUUCAUAAUAAUCGGUGAUUUUACUGGUAAUAGAGUGCUCUCUGCGGUAGAAUCAAGUGUCAUCGUCAAAAUAUACCAACAUUAUUCAUAAAGGUUCUUAUUUUAUUUUAUCAGCUACUCUACAUCGUGUAACUUGCAUAUCAUGUGAUUCGUUUUCGUAAGAUCAUCUUUUGCCUGAAUCUCCAAUUGCUGACUAUCUAGUGAAGUGAUGUUGUCCAUUUUGUAGCUUUACCUUGCCAAAGAAAGUACAGAGGGAGCGACCGUUUCUCAAGUGGAGGAAGAAGUCCAGAAAGAUGAAACAAUUAUUUGAUUUUAAUACAGUUGGUGAAUCAACGACUUUGGAUGAACAUGCUGAUGUAAUCAAAGGACGAGCAAUGCAUUACAGGGUCGAAUCGUUUAGCUGAUGUGUUACUGAAGCACACAAAAACAGUUGACCUCGUGUACAGCUGGAACAUCCGUUAAAUUAUGACAAUUAAGUCAUUCAGCUCUCAUACAACUCAGUUACCUGGCUUUAUCAGGCCAAAAUUGGAUAAUUUAUUUUUAUUGACAUGCAAAAUGCUGUAAUUUCCUUUCCUUUUUUUAAAUGUUUUCGUAAGGAUAAACUCGUAAUGGUCAUCGUCGAGACGGAAGAAGUGAGUUCACAAGUGUAUAAAAUGAAACUGUCUCUUGACUAUGGUUAAAAUGUAAUGAACAUAUUUGAUGAUAUAAGGAAUAAUUAUAAAUACUGAGAAGCAUUUCUUAAUGGAACUAGAGAAAGUAGGAUUUUGGAAUAACUUUGUUCAAUUUUUUCUUAGUUCUCUCUAGUUUUGGAAUUUUUCUUCAGUGGCAAAAUAGGUAACAAACCACAUGAAAGAAAAAUUAAUCAACUUUUAUCACCUCGAAUCCUCUUGUUUCUUAAGAGAAUUGUAUAUAGUAAAAAUGAAGGUAUCGAACUGAAAUCCUUAUUGAGAUUGUAAAAAAGCGAAAGCUGUAAAAGUUAUUGUGGAAAGUUGUGCUUUGUAUGAGAAAUUAAGGAAUUUCAAUUUUUCUGGUAAUUGUAUCUUCGAUUUAAGAGUUCAAAUAUUAUCAGAGUACCUUAAAAUAUUGAUGAAGAGUAUAGUCUACUGUAUGGUUCAGUUUUGCAUUUGUUAUCUUUUUAAAAAGUAUGUGCAUGUCAUUGGAAAAAGAGACUAGACCAGGUUUCUGUGGUCAAUAAAUACGGAAAUUAUUUCACGGA